Plasmodium vinckei vinckei is the source of this 684-nucleotide messenger RNA. Its product is annotated as calcyclin binding protein, putative. The transcript has a single exon. Gene Ontology annotation, molecular function: S100 protein binding; ubiquitin protein ligase binding; tubulin binding. Gene Ontology annotation, cellular component: nucleus. The record is from RefSeq and is a predicted model, not a curated record. Bases 1 to 684 code for a protein of 227 amino acids. Lineage: Eukaryota; Apicomplexa; Aconoidasida; Haemosporida; Plasmodiidae.
AUGGAGUCUGAAAAGAUAAAGCAAUUAAAUGAGGAUAUCGAAGAAUUAAAAAAAGUAUUAUCUACAGUAGUUCGAGAAAAUGUAAAAAGAAAAAUAAGUCGAGUUAUAGAAGAUAUAACAGUGGAAAUAGCUAAAUUAAAACUUGAUGAAUUUCAAAAACCUAAUAAAAUAAAUAAUAUAAAUUCAGAUAAAAAUGAUAAUAGCAUAUCAUAUAGUUCUGUUCCAUCUUUUGCUUGGAAUCAAGAAAAAAAUAAAGUAACUGUAUUUUUAACUAUUAAAAAUAUACAAAAUAUUAGCCAAGAAAAUAUAAUAUCCGAAUUUAAUGAAAGAGAUUUUGAAAUAAAAAUACAUAACGUUGAUUUAAAAAAUUAUCGAUUUUGUAUUAAAAAAUUACAUGAUAAAAUUAUACCAAAUAAGUGUUCUAUAAAAAUUAAAAAGGAUCUUCUUCAAGUUUAUUUAAUUAAACAAGACAAUAAGCAUUGGGAUAAUCUUCAUUAUAAAGAGUCUCCUAUGUCAAAAAUACGACCACCUAAAAUGAAUGACCAAGUAGAACCUUCAGCUAUGCUUAUGGAUAUGAUGAAGCAAUUGUAUCAAGAAGGUGAUAGUGACAUGAAACGGACAAUAGCAAAAGCUUGGUGUGAAGCAAAUGAAAAAAAAAAUGAUUUUGUUCCCCCUGCUUUUUAA